UGUGGGGUCUGGGGAGACCAGAUAUAGUGAAUGCGGGGUCUGGGGAGACCAGAUAUAGUGAAUGCGGGGUCCGGGGAGAGCGGAUAUAGUGAAUGCAGGGUCCGGGGAGACCAGAUAUAGUGAAUGCAGGGGUCCGGGGAGAGCAGAUAUAGUAAAUGCAGGGUCCGGGGAGACCAGAUAUAGUGAAUGCAGGGUCUGGGGAGAGCAGAUAUAGUGAAUGCAGGGUCCGGGGAGACCGGAUAUAGUGAAUGCGGGGUCCGGGGAGACCAGAUAUAGUGAAUGCAGGGUCCAG
This is a messenger RNA of Staurois parvus, 292 nucleotides long. The record is from the annotation of a GenBank genome assembly. NCBI's taxonomy places the organism in Eukaryota, Metazoa, Chordata, Amphibia, Anura, Ranidae.